This is a messenger RNA of Pongo pygmaeus (Bornean orangutan), 2117 nucleotides long. It is a transcript of the gene NUP42, whose product is annotated as nucleoporin 42. Lineage: Eukaryota; Metazoa; Chordata; Mammalia; Primates; Hominidae. The transcript is spliced from 8 exons. The record is from RefSeq and is a predicted model, not a curated record. The coding region runs from base 510 to 1856 and encodes 448 amino acids. Gene Ontology annotation, molecular function: metal ion binding.
AACGUCACGUCUGGCUUUAUUUGACUCUGUUAUCCAUCCAGAUGAAAGGCGGGGCAGUUUGUUACUUUCUCAACCCGAGCUAAGUUUUACUGUCUCAGCAAGAACGACUCAGUCUCUCAAAUCAUAGCUAAUUCUCCUCUGAGGGCCUUGCUGAAGUUCUGCGUUUGCUUGCUCCGCUUUCCUCUCAUUUUGGACCUCAAGCCUUCCUGUAGUCCGAGGCCCUGCAACGGGGUCAAACGCGCCUCCGGUCUUCACAUAACCUUUCAAGCAUCCCUCCUUCCCAGGACACACUCAAAGCGUCAGAGCGGUCCGCUCUUCUCAAGUCCUAUUGGCUGAAGUCCACGCGUCUCAUGGCACUGGGGUGAGAGGCGGAAAAGGCCUUCCCCAGGCGCGAGAAGAUGACGUCACAGUAGCCCGGCCGGGCGCUGAGGUAGCCUGGGGCUCUCUGCCUAGUAACUGGCCUCGCACGGCGCCGACCGAAGACCCCCUCCGUCAGCGACGCCGUCGCAAUGGCCAUUUGUCAAUUCUUCCUUCAAGGCCGGUGCCGCUUUGGAGAUCGGUGCUGGAACGAACAUCCCGGUGCCAGGGGUGCAGGAGGAGGACGGCAGCAACCGCAGCAGCAGCCUUCAGGUAAUAAUAGACGUGGAUGGAAUACAACUAGCCAGAGAUAUUCCAAUGUCAUCCAGUCAUCCAGUUUCUCCAAAUCCACACCAUGGGGGGGCAGCAGAGAUCAAGAAAAGCCAUCUUUCGGUUCUUUUGAUUCUGGAGCUUCAACUAACAGGAAGGAAGGCUUUGGAUUGUCUGAGAACCCAUUUGCUUCACUUAGUCCUGAUGAGCAGAAAGAUGAAAAGAAACUUCUGGAAGGAAUUGUAAAAGAUAUGGAGGUUUGGGAAUCAUCAGGGCAGUGGAUGUUUUCUGUUUAUUCACCAGUGAAAAAGAAACCUAAUAUUUCAGGUUUUACAGACAUUUCACCAGAGGAAUUGAGGCUUGAAUACCAUAACUUCUUAACCAGCAAUAACUUACAGAGUUAUCUAAAUUCUGUCCAACGUUUAAUAAAUCAAUGGAGGAACAGGGUAAAUGAACUGAAAAGCCUCAAUAUAUCAACUAAAGUAGCUUUGAAAUGCUUUUGGAAGAUAUAUACCCACCUGUCUCCAAAGAUCUAUGGUCCCGACUGUAGCAAGUUCAUUAUCUUUCUCUCUGAUGUAAAGGAUGGAGUAAAUCAAGCAGCACCUGCAUUUGGAUUUGGCAGUAGUCAAGCAGCAACAUUUGUGUCGCCAGGCUUUCCAGUCAAUAACAGCAGCAGUGAUAAUGCUCAGAACUUUAGUUUUAAAACAAACUCUGGAUUUGCCGCUGCCUCUUCUGGAAGCCCUGCUGGUUUUCGGAGUUCCCCAGCAUUUGGAGCUGCAGCCUCUACCAGUUCAGCUAUCUCUACUUCUGCUCCAGCUUUUGGAUUUGGGAAACCUGAAGUCACCUCGGCUGCAUCAUUUUCAUUCAAAAGCCCUGCAGCUUCCAGUUUUGGAUCACCUGGAUUUUCAGGACUUCCAGCUUCCUUGGCAACAGGUCCUGUCAGAGCUCCAGUGGCCCCAGCCUUUGGAGGUGGCAGUUCUGUGGCUGGUUUUGGUAGUCUGGGCUCACAUUCUCACGCUGCUUUUUCUAAGCCAUCCAGUGACACUUUUGGAAAUAGCAGCAUAUCCACUUCUCUCUCAGCCUCAAGCAGCAUCAUUGCAACAGAUAAUGUGUUAUUCACACCCAGAGAUAAACUAACAGUAGAAGAACUCGAACAAUUUCAAUCCAAGAAAUUUACUCUGGGAAAAAUUCCAUUAAAGCCUCCACCUCUGGAACUUCUAAAUAUUUAAAAGGGCAAUUUUAAAUCCAAAAAAUAAUGAUGUUUAAAAUUGUUUUGAGUGAUUCAUAUAGAGAUGUAUAUAUGCAUACAUGUAUAUAUUCAUAAGGAAUAUAAGCUUCCAUUAAUAGUGAUUUUAAAUUUUAUUUUUUUCUUAAGUCUAAAUAUUUAAGUAAAAAGUAACAAAAACUCAGCAAGCAAGGGAAGUUUUUUGUACAGUAAUUUUGGAUGGAACUGAAAAAUUGUGCACGAAUAAAGUACUUUUCUCAUGCCA